Molecule: messenger RNA, 666 nt
Organism: Eutrema salsugineum
Lineage: Eukaryota; Viridiplantae; Streptophyta; Magnoliopsida; Brassicales; Brassicaceae
Exons: 1
Coding region: 1-666 (221 amino acids)
Source: RefSeq, a predicted model, not a curated record
AUGAGAAAACUCCAGCCGUUGCUCAUCUCUUGCCUUGGGAAAGAAGAAAUCCCCGAGAACACGUUCAAGAUCCUCGGCCAAGUUGUGCAACAUGUUGCAAAAGAGAUCAUCAACGUCCAGGAGGACACAUGGGAAGAUCUACGUGACUAUAUUACAUCUCAUUGUCAGCAAACAGAGUUCACUAGAGGAUGCUACAUCUUCAGGUGCUUGAACAUGCCCCUUGAUGAAGAAGACUUUGUGAUUCCUGUGAUGGAGAAACUUCUCCCUGAGAUAAGAAGAAUGCUAAACCCACCAAGAAAGGUGUUGGUAGAUAACUUUGGAUGGGUCUUGGCGUUUACAGGUGCCUUCUGUGCGAUCAUUCACAUGGUAGAGAUUGAAUCUCACGCUGAAUCUGUGCAAGAGAUUGAAGACAAGAUGAUAGAGUCAGUGACACAUCUUGUGGGAAGAAAAAUGGAGAUUGGGAUUGUUAGGAGAGCUUUCAAAGAUAUGGAAACAAUUGUCAAGGAACAACUGGAAUGGUACAGUUUAGAUGAAUUCACAUUCGUUAUGCGUCUGCUUCAGAGGCUUCUCACAAUCCAAGGCAUGAGAAAGGAUAGUAAGCUGCUGUUGAUGGGAAUCAACUUUAUGGUUGAAAGGGUAUUGGUUAACCGUGGGAUAGUUCACUGA